This is a messenger RNA of Raphanus sativus (radish), 1532 nucleotides long. Its product is annotated as transcription factor MYB93. The record is from RefSeq and is a predicted model, not a curated record. Bases 4 to 1038 code for a protein of 344 amino acids. The transcript is spliced from 3 exons. Lineage: Eukaryota; Viridiplantae; Streptophyta; Magnoliopsida; Brassicales; Brassicaceae.
AACAUGGGGAGAUCGCCGUGCUGUGAUGAGAAUGGGUUGAAGAAAGGGCCAUGGACACAAGAGGAGGAUGAGAAAUUAAUCGAUCACAUUCAAAAACACGGCCAUGGAAGCUGGAGAGCUCUUCCUAAGCAAGCCGGUUUAAACCGAUGCGGAAAGAGUUGCAGAUUGAGAUGGACCAACUACUUGAGACCUGACAUCAAGAGAGGAAAUUUCACUGAAGAGGAAGAAGAAACCAUCAUCAACCUCCAUUCCCUGCUUGGAAACAAGUGGUCGUCGAUAGCCAGUAAUCUUCCUAGGAGAACGGACAAUGAGAUCAAAAACUAUUGGAACACACAUUUGAGAAAGAGACUUCUCCAAAUGGAGAUUGAUCCAAUGACCCACAGGCCUCGAACGGACCAUUUAAAUGUCUUAGCCGCUCUCCCACAGCUUAUAGCCGCCGCAAAUUUCAACAGCCUCUUGAAUCUCAGUCAAAAUGUGCAGCUGGAUGCAACAACUCUAGCUCAAGCCCAAUUCUUACACAAUAUGAUUCAAGUCAUUAGCACCAAUAACAAUAACAAUCCCUCUUCUGCUCCAUUAGCCAUGCAGACUAAUAACAAUCUCUUUGGGCGCCAAUCUUCUUACUUAGAGAACCAAAAUCUUUUUGGUCAGUCUCAAAACUUCUCUCAAAUUUUUGAGAAUAGUCGUCAUGAUGAGGAUUUUAUAGUAAAAAACCAAACAAUUGAUCAUCCUUUGGAUUAUUUUUCUUCCCCGAUACAAAUGGAUGUUCAAGAUGAUCCUUAUUCGCUUCCAUUACUGGUUCCGGAUUCUCCCGAGGAAUCUAAACAAAGUCAGAUGAUGAUCAAGAACAAAGACAUCGUUCAGCAUCAUCGUCAUGAUACUUCAAACCCUUCAUCUUCAAACUCCUCGUUCACACAAGAUCAUCAUCAACCAUGGUGUGACACUAUUGAUGAUGAGGCUAGUGAUUCUUAUUGGAAAGAUAUCAUAGAUUCUCCGUUAUGCAGGCAAACGUGUUCAGAACCAUGGCCCUUUCCUGAAUAGACAAGAUUGAAAAAAAUAAAAUAAAGAGAGACUCAUAUCAUAAUUUUUUUUUGCUGUUGAUAGAGUUAUAUGCACGUUUCCUAGUCUUAAGUUCCCUUUUCUAGACCAUGUAUGUAAAUUGAUCUUCUAAACGUUAACUAAUUUAUUGUAUUAAAUACAAAUAUUCGAUCUUGUUUGUAAUUGAUCUACUCAUAUACAUUAUAAUUGUCAUUGCAAUUUGCAAAACACAAACGAAAGUACAGUAUCAAUAUCAAAGACAAAUAUUUUCUUCCAUUUAUGAUUUUCGUAGAAGUAAACAUAAAUAAACGUAAACGCACACCCAAGGGCGAACAAAACACAGUCAAGCUUGUAUGUAAAAAAGACGAAACGAGAUUUCGACUCUCCCAAGCCAAAUGAACAAGAUAAAUAAGACUACUUUUGGAUAGUAAUUAAAUAUACGUACUUUCUGUUUGUUUUACCAAAUAUAAUUAAAGAUUAAAGAUUUAGCUGGCGAU